AUGACUGGAAGAGGAGGAAAGGGCAGUGGGAAAGCUCGCUCCAAAGCGAAGUCUCGGUCGUCUCGGGCUGGCCUGCAGUUCCCGGUGGGCCGUGUUCACAGGCUCAUGAGAAAGGGUAACUAUGCUGAACGCGUGGGUGCCGGAGCGCCGUUCUAUCUGGCUGCGGUGCUGGAGUAUCUGACGGCUGAAAUCCUGGAGCUGGCCGGCAACGCGGCCCGGGACAACAAGAAGACCCGCAUCAUCCCCAGGCACCUGCAGCUGGCCGUGCGCAACGACGAGGAGCUCAACAAGCUGCUGGGAGGGGUGACCAUCGCUCAGGGCGGGGUGCUGCCUAAUAUCCAGGCCGUGCUGCUGCCCAAGAAAUCCGCCGCUGGGGGCGCCGCUAAAAAGUGAAGAGAGUGUUCUUGAAUCUGACAAACCAAAGGCUCUUUUAAGAGCCACUCACAACAUCUGUGAAAGGAGUUAAACACUCCCAUCUGUCGGAUUGAAUUACCUUCAUUUAAUUGAUAUCGAUGUCAGUCCCUGCCUUUUUCGAUACUGUACUGUCACUGUGUGUGUGAUCUAAUGUGAAGCCUUUCCUCAUGGGUGUUCACCGUUUGAGCCGUAGCACAAGGACCGUGAAAAGUUCAUCAGAAAAGGCUUUUGCCUGAAACAUCGAUUUUCCUGCUUCUCGGAUGCUGCCUGAACUGCUGGACUUUGCAAGCACCACUCUAAUCUCCAGCAUUUGCAAUACCUAUCUCCGCCGAAUAGAAGUGUCCUAUCUUUGAAUUCCAUGGAUAGAUUCAUUUUACAGUCACAUUUCCAAACACCAAGGGUGUUGUUUGAUUGCACAGUGCUCUGAAUGACACUUUCUGCUGUCGUUUCGAAGCUUUCAAAAUGAACUGAGAUCAAACCAGGACAGUUGCCUCACUGCACGGGUCAGUCAAAUAGCACAGAAACAGAUCCUUCUGUCCAACCAGUCCAUACCCAAUAU
Messenger RNA from Chiloscyllium plagiosum (whitespotted bambooshark), 973 nucleotides. Its product is annotated as histone H2A-like. Gene Ontology annotation, molecular function: protein heterodimerization activity; structural constituent of chromatin; DNA binding. The record is from RefSeq and is a predicted model, not a curated record. Gene Ontology annotation, cellular component: nucleosome. Lineage: Eukaryota; Metazoa; Chordata; Chondrichthyes; Orectolobiformes; Hemiscylliidae.